Frankliniella occidentalis (western flower thrips) is the source of this 2599-nucleotide messenger RNA. RefSeq names its product TNF receptor-associated factor 4 (gene Traf4). Gene Ontology annotation, cellular component: plasma membrane signaling receptor complex. The record is from RefSeq and is a predicted model, not a curated record. Bases 393 to 1625 code for a protein of 410 amino acids. Gene Ontology annotation, molecular function: protein binding; zinc ion binding. Lineage: Eukaryota; Metazoa; Arthropoda; Insecta; Thysanoptera; Thripidae. Gene Ontology annotation, biological process: protein K63-linked ubiquitination; tumor necrosis factor-mediated signaling pathway; regulation of canonical NF-kappaB signal transduction. The transcript has 9 exons.
CAGUUGUCAGUUGUAGUUUGCGCCACGCAAGAGAGCAAGAGAGAGGACAAAGCGACUCAGCCAUAUUCUUCUACGGAACGCACGGAACAAGGUGGUUACGGAAGCUUGGCCACAACACUCCAGGCUACCCCCUACGCAUCCUGCCCUUCUGAAACGUCCGGAGCACCAUUUAAAGAAUCUCUUCUUCUGAUCCCGUAGCCAUUCGAUCGCCCGUCGGUGACUGACGAGUGAGGUUAUGUGGGUUGUGACACCAACACUACGGGACUGAACCAGCAUCGGUAGCGCCGCCACAAAGGAGCAAAAAUGGGGUGCUGAAGAGGUCAGAGUCGGCCCCGUCAUCUUCAGACAAAUCAUCGGGGUCCAAUCCAGCCACAUUAAGGUCGUUGGCCCAAAUGGAGCACGCUGCGCGCGGGGGAUCCGGAGAGAUCUACCCGGAGCCCGACACGGAGAAGACCAUCAUGGGCUCGGUCGUGUACUGCAUCCACCACAAGGACGGCUGCAAGUGGAGCGACGAGCUGAGAAAGCUAAAGGCUCACCUCAACGUGUGCAAGCAUGACACGGCCGCCUGCAGCAACGGGUGCGGCGCGCAGAUCCCGCGCGUCCUCAUGGAGGACCACCUCAAGUACACGUGCCCGGAGCGGCGGACGCGCUGCGAGUUCUGCGGCCAGGACUUCACCGGACACACGCUCGAGAACCACGCGGGCAGCUGCGGCUACGAGCCCCUGUACUGCGAGAACAAGUGCGGCCUCAAGGUGCAGCGGCGCCACCUCAGCCCCCACAAGUCCAACGACUGCGCCAAGAGGCUCGUCGGCUGCCGGUACUGCAGCAAGGAGUUCGUCGCCGACACGCUCCCCACCCACGUCACCAAGUGCGGCCGCGUGCCCGUCACCUGCCCCAACCACUGCGAGGCCGGGCUGCUCGCCCGCGAGGACCUCGACGGCCACCUCAAGGACCACUGCCCCUCGCUCCUCGUGCCCUGCUCCUUCCGAGAGGCCGGCUGCAGGUUCAAGGGUCUACGACACUCGUUGGACAAACACCUGGAUGAAAGCACCAAGUCCCAUUUAAAUCUCAUGUGCACAGUCGUGAACAAACAGCAGCACCAGAUCACAUCAUUGAAAAGUGCAUUGCAACGCCUGUCCCUCAACCAAACUGGAACCUUAGUUUGGAAAAUUUCAGACUACACUUUAAAAAUGUCAGAGGCUAAAACCAAAGAAGGCAUGGAGCUAGUCAGCCCGCCCUUCUAUACCAGCCAAUAUGGCUACAAACUACAAGCCUCAGUAUUUCUGAAUGGGAAUGGAGCUGGGGAGGGAACUCACAUGUCUGUCUACAUUAAAAUUUUGCCUGGAGAAUAUGAUGCAUUACUACGUUGGCCCUUUGCCCAUUCAGUGUCUUUCACAUUAUUUGACCAGUCCAGUGUACCUGAAAAGGCUUGCAAUAUUGUGGAGAGUUUUAUUCCGGACCCAACAUGGAAAAAUUUCCAAAGACCAAGCAAGGAGCCAGAUUCCCUUGGGUUUGGAUUUCCUCGGUUUGCUUCUCAUGAAGUUCUGAAGAAACGCCAUUUCAUCAAAGACAACACUAUUUUCUUGAGAGUCAAAGUGGAUCCCAGCAAAAUUGUAGCUGUCUAGUCAUUGCCCACUGACUGUUAAUUAAAGAAGACCAUAAAUGUGAUUCUAAGAAUCCAGCUAUCACCAAUGAUUUCCGUCUUUUGCAUUAAUGCAAUAAGUGGAUUAUUUCUGGUCAUGACUCUUAAACAUUGGUCUAUUUUCUGUUCAUUUUGUCUCUUAGUAUCAUUGUAGUGCUAAGGACAAUAUCAGAUUAUUUCUUGGAAUCUUCUAAGAAAUGAGAUAUUUUGGCUUUCUGCUUGUGUAUGAAAUUUGUGAUUUGUUACAUGUAUUUGUACAGUACUCGAAUAUGUUUAAGAAUCCUCUCAGAUCACGAAUGAAUCUGUCAGUGUAAAAUUUGUAAAUUUGUUUAAUGUAUAUACUUAAAUGACUGCAGAUAUUGUACAAAUAAUUCUGCUCAAAUUGAAGUCCGUAUGUUCCCAUGUCAUCAGAUUAUUUUUGAUGAGGUUGAAUGCCUAGAUUUCUGUAUUUUCUUUAUAUUUACAUCUGUUUACAGAAGUCUUUUAUAAGGAUUAUAAGUGGCAUCUACUUCCCCUUAAUCUGUAUGCAUUGUGGUUUCAUACUAUUUCAAGUACAGCCAAAGAUAAAUGUAACUAUUCAAUCAAAAUAUCUCACGCCUCAGUUUAUUAUAAUUAUAAUGUGAUUUUUUUGUAAUAAGUACUAGUGUUAAGUAUUGUUUAACUGCAGUAAUGAAAAUAUUAUUUAGCAUGGUAGCUGGAGUAAUGCCAAAGGUUGUUUUCAAGAGAUCAUCCAAGUAGACUUCUUUUAGAUAGUAGUAAAAUUUACACGUCUUUCACACCAAUAUCCAAGUCAGUAGAAUAAGUUGAAUUAAGUGAUUGUUGCAAUACAAGUAGGUUUCCUUGUCGCCCUAAUUAAAUGUAAACUGCAGUAUUUCUCAUAAAGCAAAGGUUUUGUGUAGAUUAUUAGAAUUUUGACUAAGAUGCAUUAAAUUGCCCUCCAAAAACUAUGAAAGCAAA